Messenger RNA from Cryptomeria japonica (Japanese cedar), 2101 nucleotides. RefSeq names its product phosphoribosylamine--glycine ligase. The record is from RefSeq and is a predicted model, not a curated record. The transcript is spliced from 4 exons. Gene Ontology annotation, molecular function: phosphoribosylamine-glycine ligase activity; metal ion binding; ATP binding. NCBI's taxonomy places the organism in Eukaryota, Viridiplantae, Streptophyta, Pinopsida, Cupressales, Cupressaceae. Bases 242 to 1921 code for a protein of 559 amino acids. Gene Ontology annotation, biological process: purine nucleobase biosynthetic process.
UCUCAAUGGUGGUGAUAAAGUUGAUAUUCUCUUUACUCCACUGCAACAAGCUUUAUGUUUAACGACGGGGCAGCUCAGUGUUUAAAAAAUGUGGGGGUCUCUGUCAUUGCAACUACAACUGAGUUUAUCAUUUGCUCAGCGGGGGAAAACGCAGGAGCAAGGCCUGGAAGAACAGUUUUCCAGCUGCAGUACUUAUAGAUUUUCAGUGGAAUAAUCAUAUUUAGUUACAUUUUAUUGCAAAAUGGAGUGCUUUGUUCUGCCCAACUUCAAGUGUCUCCAGAGCCGGCCAUUAUCUUCCUCUUCUGUCGCUUUUGGUAGGCAUUGCAUUUUGAAGCCUCCGAUGGUCCCCAAAAUAAAAUAUUGCUGUUAUUUGCCAUCUUUUGGAAGUAGGGUUUAUGCCAGCAAAACAUAUAAUUUUAGCGCAGCUUAUUCAAAGAGCAACCAAGAAGGAGUAGGAAAAAAAUGGAGCACUGGCAAAAAUCCGUCGCAGAAAGCAGAGGAUUUGUUCUCAGUAAACUCAUCGAGCCCUUUCAAUGUGGAUUAUUUAGGCGAAAGCACCAAGGGAGACAUGAACCUCACGCAAGCCGAUCGUCUUGAGACAGAGUCUGGAGGGGUGGUCGUAUUAGUCAUUGGAGGGGGAGGUCGAGAGCAUGCACUUUGCUAUGCAUUGCAACGGUCACCUUCUUGUGAUGCAGUGUUUUGUGCGCCUGGAAAUGCUGGCAUAGCUGAUUCAGGAGAUGCGACUUGCAUAUCAGAUUUGGACAUUCUUAAUGCUUCAGCAGUUAUAUCAUUUUGUCAAGAGUGGGGAGUUGGAUUGGUUGUAGUAGGUCCAGAAGCACCUUUGGUUGCUGGACUUGUCAAUGCUCUUGAUAAAGUAGGUAUCCCUACUUUUGGUCCUUCUUCACAAGCAGCAGCUUUGGAGGGGUCAAAGGAUUUUAUGAAGAAGCUGUGUGACAAGUAUUCCAUUCCUACAGCCAAGUACAAAACUUUUACAGAUCCUUCAGAAGCAAAAAAAUAUAUACACCAAGAAGGGGCCCCAAUUGUUGUUAAAGUCGAUGGUUUGGCUGCUGGGAAGGGGGUAGUUGUUGCUGAGACUCUUGAAGAAGCAUAUGAUGCAGUUGAUACCAUGCUUGUAAAAAAACAUUUUGGGUCAGCAGGUUGCCAAAUUAUUGUUGAGGAGUUUCUUGAGGGUGAGGAAGUUUCAUUUUUUGCUCUUGUUGAUGGUAAAGAUGCUCUUCCUCUAGCUUCUGCACAGGACCAUAAACGUGUUGGUGAUGGAGAUACAGGUCCAAAUACAGGAGGAAUGGGGGCAUAUUCUCCAGCUCCUGUUUUGACAAAGGAACUUGAGUCAGUGGUGAUGAAAUCUAUUAUUCUUCCCACUGUUAAGGGAAUGGAUGCAGAAGGUUGUAAGUUUAUUGGAGUACUCUAUGCUGGGCUUAUUAUUGACUCCAAAUCUGGGUUGCCAAAGCUGCUAGAGUACAAUGUUAGAUUUGGGGAUCCUGAAUGUCAGGUUUUAAUGGUUCGCUUGGAAUCAGAUUUGGUUAAGAUUCUACUUGCAGCUUGCAAGGGGCAAUUGAGAGGUGUAACAUUGGAUUGGGCAGAAGAAUCUGCUUUGGUGGUUGUCCUUGCAAGUAAAGGAUACCCGGGGAACUAUACAAAGGGCACUAUUAUUAAGAACCUUGAGGAGGCUGAGCUCUCAGCCCCACAAGUUAAAAUUUUUCAUGCAGGAACUACAUUGGACUCAGAUGGGAAUCUGAUUGCUGUGGGAGGACGUGUGCUGGGUGUCACGGCCAUGGGUAGUGAUAUUGCAGAGGCUCAAGAAAGGGCAUAUCAAGCAAUUGAUGAAAUUAUUUGGCCUGAAGGGUUCUGUCGCAGGGAUAUUGGUUGGAGAGCUAUUUCUCGAUUGCCAUUAGUGAGAUAAAAGAUUUUUUAAUGUUAGUUAUAAUUUAUAUAAUAGCCUUUGCAGUUUCCUGAAGGUAGAGCGAAAUUGGUUUCUUUUUCUUUAAGCCUGAUAACACACCAUGCUGAGUUUCCUUUUUUAGCAAUGUAUCAGAAAGCUUUAUGAAUUUGAUUAAGGCUAGAUUUGAUUGCGCCUAUAAAA